UUAAGUGGUUUUCUAGCAUGGACACUGUUGCUAGCCAUAGUUGUCAUCUUCUCCAGCAGCUACACGAACAGCGAAUUCAAGGGCUUCUCUGUGACUGCAUGCUGGUGGUCAAAGGUGUCUGCUUCAAAGCACACAAAAAUGUGUUAGCUGCUUUCAGUCAAUAUUUCAGGACCCUUUUCCAGAAUUCUUCAGGCCAGAAGAAUGAUGUGUUUCACUUGGACAUUAAAAAUGUAGGUGGCAUUGGCCAGAUCUUGGACUUCAUGUACACAUCUCACCUGGAUCUUAGCCAGGACAAUGUACAAGCUAUGUUGGACAUUGCACAGUGUCUCCAAGUGCAAAACGUGCUGAACAUUUGCCAUACCUUUUUAAAAUCUUCUCCAGCUGUAGAGCAGGCAGCCAACAUGCCUUGUAACAGUGUCUUUUCACUGCAGAACCCUUUGACUACUGAUACUAACUGUGCCAGUGAUGGUUAUGGAACAAACCUACUGCAUGAGUGCUCAUCUGACACCCAGGCUAAUAAAGGCUUGGCUGACCAGCAUUCCCAUCCAUCACAGUCUGUUAAUCUUCACACAUCCUCAGGUGAUGGACAGAAACAGCCACAAGACUCCUUAGAUGGCAACUGCCCAGAGCUUCCCUUUAAACAACCAACUUACUAUUACAAACUCCGCAACUUCUACAGUAAGCAGUUCUAUAAACAAACUGCUUGCUCUGAUCCUGAGAGGGGAGCAGAGCCAUCCUUUCCUUACAACACAGCCACAGAAGUCAACACAGUGGAGAAUAAUCCUUGCCCUGUUAAUCACUCUGAGUGUAUUCUGGAAACCUCUGAUCAUUUACCAUCCAACUUUCUGGUUCAGUCUGUGAAUGAAGCUGCUCCAGAGCAAGAUGCAGGAAGCACACUUGUGCAGCCCACCAAACAGAUGAGGCUGAAAAAGGCAAUACACCUCAAAAAACUAAAUUUUCUGAGGUCUCAGAAAUCUGCAGAGCAGCCACCUGAGCCUAAAAGAGAUGACAGUAGAAUAACAGAAGCAGUUGAACCUGUAAAUGAAAGUACCACAGAUGUGACAAAUGUUAGAGUUACUGAGGAAAAAGAAGCUGAAGAUUUAGUGAAUUCUGAGAACUUUGAACAAACUGUUGAAAUGGAAAGAUCUCAAGGUCCUUUGGAACAAGAAGGACAAUCACAGACUCCUCAGUCGCAGAGACAAUAUACUUGUGAAUUAUGUGGGAAGGCUUUCAAACAUCCAAGCAAUUUGGAGCUCCAUAAAAGGUCUCAUACAGGUGAGAAACCUUUUGAAUGUAACAUUUGUGGGAAACACUUCUCACAGGCAGGUAAUCUCCAGACGCAUUUACGUCGACAUUCUGGUGAAAAGCCAUACAUUUGUGAAAUCUGUGGGAAAAGAUUUGCUGCUUCUGGUGAUGUUCAGCGUCAUAUUAUUAUUCAUUCUGGGGAAAAGCCUCAUCUGUGUGAUAUCUGUGGCAGAGGAUUCAGUAACUUCAGUAAUUUGAAGGAGCAUAAAAAGACCCACACAGCAGAUAAAGUGUUCACCUGUGAUGAGUGUGGGAAGUCAUUUAAUAUGCAACGAAAAUUAGUGAAGCACAGAAUUAGGCACACAGGAGAAAGACCAUACAGCUGUUCAGCAUGUGGGAAAUGUUUUGCAGGCUCUGGUGACCUGCGCAGACAUGUGAGGACUCACACGGGAGAAAAACCCUAUACCUGUGAAACUUGUAACAAAUGCUUCACUCGCUCUGCAGUUCUGCGGAGGCACAAGAAAAUGCACUGCAAAGCCUCUGAGGAGGGGCCAAACACUCUCGAGGAAUUUACUCAAGGGAUCGAAACUUCUGACCUUGACAAGUCUCAGAGUUCUGACUCUUUCGGCCCAGAAAUGUCUGUUACGUUGUUACCAGUGUCUGUGAAGUUUCCCAUUCGUCCAACUGGAAAUUCCACCGAGUUUGACAGUUCUGGGGAUUCUUACUGUAAGCUGCGAUCCAUGAUCCAGCACCAUGACUCUGCCAGCCAACAGAAACUCGGUGUGGAUUCUGCUAAACUCCCAAAGGCUCAGGCACAGCAAACUCCACCGCCCCCAUAUCCUUACGCAGACGUGGAUGUGUCCUCUGCAGAAGAACCUUUACAGGCUGAUACCAUGCCCAUGGUUCGCUCCUCCCUGGGCAGCCUGGACAGCCACUGCAGUGAUCCCCUGGGCAGUCGCGCGCCAUCGGCCGCGUAUAAGAACAAUGAGGGGCCCUUCUUCUCCAGCAUGACCCUCUGGGGUUUGGCCAUGAAGACCUUGCAGAAUGAAAGUGAAUUGGAGCAAUGA
Messenger RNA from Acanthisitta chloris (rifleman), 2312 nucleotides. RefSeq names its product zinc finger and BTB domain containing 49 (gene ZBTB49). Gene Ontology annotation, biological process: regulation of transcription by RNA polymerase II. The coding region runs from base 18 to 2312 and encodes 764 amino acids. Gene Ontology annotation, cellular component: nucleus. Lineage: Eukaryota; Metazoa; Chordata; Aves; Passeriformes; Acanthisittidae. The record is from RefSeq and is a predicted model, not a curated record. Gene Ontology annotation, molecular function: DNA-binding transcription factor activity, RNA polymerase II-specific; protein binding; RNA polymerase II cis-regulatory region sequence-specific DNA binding. The transcript has 7 exons.